Messenger RNA from Chiloscyllium plagiosum (whitespotted bambooshark), 4461 nucleotides. RefSeq lists its product as uncharacterized. Gene Ontology annotation, molecular function: carbohydrate binding. Gene Ontology annotation, biological process: cell adhesion. The record is from RefSeq and is a predicted model, not a curated record. Lineage: Eukaryota; Metazoa; Chordata; Chondrichthyes; Orectolobiformes; Hemiscylliidae.
CUCGGUGUCAAUUGUGGGUCCAGGGUGGAAAAGUUGGAGAGAGAAAAUAAAAAAGUUUUGGCAGAAAGUUUGGGAACGAUGAGAAGUCGGAAGGGGAAAGGCGGACAGCGUGGCGAUGAUCACUCCGGCAGGUCUGAGAGUAAGAAUGUGGCGGAGUCUCCCUCGGCUCCAGCUGGCGUCUCCUUGCUGUGGAGCUUCUUUCUGCUGCUGCUGGCCGGCGGUGGCAUUGCUGGCUGGUACAUCCAGCAGCAGCUCCAAACCAUCGCCAGCCUCGAUCAGACUAUCCAAGCUCUGCAAAAUAAACUGUCUCAGUUCGAGAAGAUCCAGGCUCAAGUGAAUGAGUUGAGCCAGAAGUUGUUGACCACGGAAGAAUAUGAACAAAAGUUGUUGAAUCUCGAAGUUGCUCAGUCUGAUUCAGAACGUAAAAUGGAUAAGACAAUAGCAGCUGUGGCACAGAUUCAAGCCUCUGACCUGGAAAGUAAGUUGGCUUUUCUUCAAACAGAAAUGAGUGAGCUCAGGAAGAACUUGCUAACGAAAACUGAAUUGCAGAAUGUGGAGAAUACAGUGGAACAUCUCCGAGAAACGGAAUUUCCGAGGACUGAGCAGCAAAUUGCAAGUGUGAAGUCUACAAAUUCAAAAUUGGAAGAAAGUGUAAACUCUCUCUCUGUGUCCUUGUCGAGUUUAAUGGAUCGAAUUACAAGCCUAGAACAUGAGAGUCAGGACCUUCAAGCUUUUCAGCAAAGUGCUGAGGAGAUGAAUGCAGUCAAAGACUUUGUGGACCAUAAUCUUCCUUCCCUCUCCAAUGGUGUGAUUGCAUUAACAAAACAAUUAAAUCAGACAACUCUGCUGACUGAUACUAUACAGUCACAGGUAGCACAGCAUAGCAAUGAACUACUGGGACUUAAAGAGACUGUUUCAGCCCAACAAGCAGAACACCUUUCCAAUAAAGAAGAGCUGCAAAAUAUCAGGGAACUGACUUUUCAGUUACAAGAGGAGAAGAUCUCUGUGGAAGAACUCGGAAAUGCAGUACAAAGUAUUGUAGCUAAUGACUUUAGCCAGCUACAAAACAGAGAUGAUAAAAUGGAUGAAAUGAUAGCCAAUCUACAGAAUCACAUUAUAGAGGUUGAAAAUAAUGGGAUUAAUCAAAGUAAACAGCUCGCAGAUGCCUUGGAUCAAGCAGUUCAUACUGUGCAAAAAAAACUGGGGAAGAUUGAAACGGCUCUUAAGAGCACUGUUGAACAGUGUCUUUCAGGUGAAGUAAGAACUUAUUGUGAAACAUCAGACAAUUGUGCUUGGCCACACAUUCGUGAAGUUAACUUCCCUCAUCGCAUCUUGAAGGAUCCUGUGAUUGUGCUGAGCUUGGCUGAAAUCAGCUCAGUUGAUUCAAUUGGUGUAACAGCAAUGGCUGUUGAUAUUACAGACUCUGGCUUUAAGAUCAAAAUCAAUAACGUUGGUAAUUAUAAGCUCUCAACUGUGAGAGUAAACUGGAUGGCAUGUGCAUAAUGUAAGUGGCUCAAAAUCUGCAAGUUGCCUUGAGAAUUGAAUCCAGUUGACUCACCAACUGUUCAAUGAAUAAGUGAAAAGGAAAACUUUCUGGAAACUAAUAAUCAAUAGGAAGACACUGCUUUUCAGAGUUCAUUCAACUAAAUCAAUGAAUGGGUUUACAAUUAAUUAUUACUAACUGUUUGACAUUCUACCAUUGCAAAUGGACUGAGUGUAAAUAUAUUUCCAUCAGAAUAUUGGUCAGAGCUGCACUCAAGAAACAAACCUUCACUUUACAAAAUGACAAUUUUAAAAUAAGAACACACAGCUAUGUAGUAUAGCGUUAUUAGAAUAAUGACACCAUGCUUGGAUUACUUAAGAAAUUCUGAUUUGGUGGAGCACUUUAUUGGAAUGUUCCAUCGAUAAAGACUGAGGCCACAGAAUAUAAUCCCGAGGAGCUAUUCUGUUCUGAGUAAUCUCACGUGUAUUGUUAUUCUACUCUUAUUUUUCUGAAGCUGAAAUUUAUUGAAAUGCUAAUGCUAAAGCUAAAUAUGAAAAACCUAACCAAAGAUUUUUAAUGUUAUACUGAAAUUUCAGGCUGCAGUUUGGGGUCUCACCAAUGAGUGAAACUAUAAGGGUCACAUCUUCAGGAUGAAUGUAAGACUAUUAAGAUACAGUACUAAGCUCUUGAGCCAUUCAAUUAUAUCCUGGCUUACUAUAAGUAAACUGCCUUUACUCAAUAGUACUUGGUUCCCUUGUUAAACAAGACUUGAUAAUACUUUUGUCUUGAAAGUUUUAAGUGUUUCACCAGCUGAAGCUUUUUACUUUAUUUUUAUUAAACUUUCAGAUUUUUACUACGUUUUGUUUGGGGAAAGUGCUUCCUAAUUUUGCUCCUAAACGGCCUGUUUCCAAUUAAGAUUGUGGCCUUUGUUUGUAACACUAUUGCAUAAUGAAAUGGGGUAGAAUCCGAAAAGAUCAAAUCUAUUUAAAUACCUCAAUCAGAUUACUCCUCAAAUUUAUGCUCAGGGUAAUAUAAGUCAGGAAGAUAUUUCUGUGGUGUAGUGGUAAUGUCUGUCCUUCUAGGCCAGAAGGUCUGGGUUUAAGUCCUACUUGUCCCUAAGGUGUGUUAUAACAUGCCCAAACUGUUUAAAACAACUACCCUUCUUGAGGUGCAGUACACAACAUUGAAUGCAGCACCGCAAAUGGAUUCUGACCAAGGCAAAACAAAGCUUAAUUUACUUUCUUUGUAUUCCAGCUGACCUAAGAUAAAGGUCAGUACUUUAUUUAACUGUUUGUUUGCUUUUUAUACCUGUCUGUUACUUUUUAAUAAUUUGUGCACUCAGGCUGUUAAACCUUUUUUGCUCAUCUGAAAUUUUGUUGCUGACCAUGUAGAAAAAAAAUACUGUUUUUUUAAUUUGCGUUCAGAGUGGAUGAUGCCACCCUCACCCAUAUCAAUAUAAUUUCACUCACUUAACCAAUCUCCCUUUGCUUCUUUGUAACUUCACCCUCAGCCCUAUUUCUGAUUUUCCCACCCCGACCCUUCCCGGCACUCAUCUGCAAACUUCAAACUGUAUCCCUCCAUUCCUUCACCCAAGAUAUAAAUAAAUGCAGUAAAAUGUUGAAGCCACAGAAUAUAUCCAUAGGAACAUCACUCAUCACAUUAUGCGUAAACUCUAACUGUCAUAAUCUCACAGGUGACCAGUCUGUCAGCUGCUGACAAAUCCUCUUUAAGGAAAGACUUGCUGAACGAAGUACAGCUCAGGUACUUAACUGCCAGAUCCACUGCACAGCAGCACCACUAGGAGGGCAAUGGCUGCUGCUAAUACAAUACUGAGGCUUCGUAUUCUUGGAUUCCAGUUCAGGUUGAGCGAUUAUGGGAGGUGGAUUGAGGGAGAUAUCAUGAGCCCUUCCCUUCCCAAUGCUAGGUUGUGUGAUUAGCCACGGAGUGCCUGUGAUAGGAUUCCACCCAUCUCACCCCAGAAACUUGUCAUGCUCCACAUGUGGUGAUCCCUGUCCAAAAGGUGAGUCAAUACCAAGUGGUGGAAUGACUUCAUUCCAUGGAUAUUAAUUCCCAUGUCAUAGACUUGUGCCCAGAGACUUUAUCAAGGAGGAGGUACAAAAAUAGUUUGUUUGCCACCCACCAUAUUAAAUCUUUCCUUGCAACGAAAAUUACCUUUAGGGAGUGCAUUAAACAAUAACUCUUGAUAUCUGAUCUCUCAAUUCCCAUUACAUGUCAAAAGCUAUCUCUGGUUUUUGUGACUCUCUAAUUUUAAUUACAGUCAGUUUCAUUUACUGUAACAGUUCAGCAUUUAAAACUUCAGUUGUACACAUGCAUAAGUGAUGCUGGUUAAUAAAGUCUUUUAACGGGGUCUUGCGUUAAUCUGGACAUAGGUCAAGGAACUGCUCUGUUUUGGAAGAUAAAGUAGGCACACCUGGAACAGCAGGGUAUCACAGUAAAAUUACCACAAGUAAGACCAGGCUGAUGCCACAAAUUACACCAGGACCUUGAGACUGGUUUUAACAAAAUAUAACUCAGCUGCCUUUUUCACUGACAGGUCCUCCAAGGGUUGUUCCAUUGUUCGGGCACAAGAAUAAAAACUUACCUAAUAUUUUAAUGAUUUCGAUAUAAAGACUAAGCACAACUUCUGCAGACUCUUUUUUUUUUAAAGAAUUUCUUUAUCAGAACACACUGGCUUUAAAAAAAUAAAAUGUAAUGUUGACAAUUUUGGGUACAAGAGAAUUUUGGUUGAUACAGUACUGGAAAAAAAAAGUUUACUGAAUUUGUAUACUUUUAAAACUAAAUUGUGACCAGUGUUUGUUUUGACUUAAUUUAUUGAUAUACAUGAUCAAUAAUUCAACAUGGAAGUAAUUGUUUGAUUAUUACUAUGGUAAUCAUGCUUGUUGUUGCAGCUGCCUGUUGAUCAGCUCUGUGUGUUCAUGACAUACUUAAUGUAGUUAAUAAAUACAUUAUCUGAAUGA